Messenger RNA from Neogale vison (American mink), 2359 nucleotides. It is a transcript of the gene FSHR, whose product is annotated as follicle stimulating hormone receptor. The transcript has 10 exons. Gene Ontology annotation, molecular function: follicle-stimulating hormone receptor activity; G protein-coupled receptor activity. Bases 281 to 2359 code for a protein of 692 amino acids. Lineage: Eukaryota; Metazoa; Chordata; Mammalia; Carnivora; Mustelidae. The record is from RefSeq and is a predicted model, not a curated record. Gene Ontology annotation, biological process: follicle-stimulating hormone signaling pathway; male gonad development. Gene Ontology annotation, cellular component: membrane.
AUUAAGUUUCUAUUUCCUCUCUCCAUUGGGUCAGCGUACAAGAAAUCCAACAGAGAAGGAUAAGGGAGUAGCUUAUCUUGCCCUGGAAAUCAUUAAUGACACACAGGAAUUUUGCUCUUUGUCUGGAAGUGACAGGGAAAAAAAAAAAAAAAAAAAAAUCCAUGGUGGGUCACGUGACCCUGGCAGAUCUCUUCUCAUAAGGGCUGUGUGAAGCUUCUGAAAUCUGUGGAGAUUUUUCUCUGCAGAUGCAGGAAGAAAGCAGGUGGAUGGAUGAAUAAGUAUGGCCUUGCUCCCGGUCACCUUGCUGGCAUUCCUGAGCUUAAGCUCGGGAUGUCACCAUCAGAUCUGUCACUGCUCUCACAGGGUUUUCCUCUGCCAAGAGAGCAAGGUGACAGAGAUUCCUUCCGACCUCCCCAGGAAUGCCGUUGAACUGAGGUUUGUCCUCACCAAGCUUCGAGUCAUCCCAAAAGGAGCAUUUUCUGGAUUUGUGGACCUGGAGAAAAUAGAGAUCUCACAGAAUGAAGUCUUGGAAGUGAUAGAGGCAAAUGUGUUCUCCAACCUGCCCAAAUUACAUGAAAUUAGAAUUGAAAAGGCCAACAAUCUGCUAUACAUCGACCCAGAUGCCUUCCAGAGCCUUCCCAACCUCCGAUAUUUGUUAAUAUCCAACACGGGUAUUAAGCACUUGCCAGCUGUUCACAAGAUUCAAUCUCUCCAAAAGGUUCUACUAGACAUUCAAGAUAAUAUCAACAUCCACACAGUUGAAAGAAAUUCUUUCAUGGGACUGAGUUAUGAAAGUAUGAUUUUAUGGCUGAAUAAGAAUGGCAUUCAAGAAAUACACAACUGUGCAUUCAAUGGAACCCAACUAGAUGAGCUGAAUCUAAGUGAUAACAAUAAUUUGGAAGAAUUGCCUAACGAUGUUUUCCACGGAGCCUCUGGACCAGUCAUUCUAGACAUUUCAAGAACCAGGAUCCAUUCCCUGCCCAGCUAUGGCUUAGAAAAUCUUAAGAAGCUACGGGCCAGAUCAACAUACAACUUGAAAAAGCUUCCCAGUCUGGAUACGUUUGUUGCCCUCAUGGAGGCCAGCCUCACCUACCCUAGCCACUGCUGCGCUUUUGCAAACUGGAGACAUCAAAUGUCUGAGCUUCACCCAAUUUGCAACAAAUCUAUUUUAAGGCAAGAAGUCGAGGAUAUGACUCAGGCUAGGGGUCAGAGAGUCUCUUUGGCAGAAGAUGAGGAAUCCAGUUACACCAAAGGAUUUGACAUGAUGUACAGUGAAUUUGACUAUGACUUAUGCAAGGAAGUGGUUGAUGUGACUUGUUCCCCUAAGCCAGAUGCAUUCAAUCCAUGUGAAGAUAUCAUGGGGUAUGAUAUUCUCAGAGUCCUGAUAUGGUUUAUUAGCAUCCUGGCCAUCACAGGGAACACCUUAGUGCUGAUGAUCCUGAUCACCAGCCAGUACAAACUCACAGUCCCCCGGUUCCUUAUGUGCAACCUGGCCUUUGCCGAUCUCUGCAUUGGAAUCUACUUGCUGCUCAUAGCCUCAGUUGAUAUCUACACCAAAAGCCAGUACCACAACUAUGCCAUCGACUGGCAGACAGGAGCAGGCUGUGAUGCUGCUGGCUUUUUCACAGUCUUUGCCAGUGAGCUCUCGGUCUACACUCUGACAGCCAUAACACUGGAAAGAUGGCACACCAUCACCCACGCCAUGCAGCUAGAAUGCAAAGUGCAGCUCCGCCAUGCUGCCAGUGUCAUGCUGCUAGGCUGGAUCUUUGCCUUUACAGUUGCUCUCUUUCCCAUCUUUGGCAUCAGCAGCUACAUGAAGGUGAGCAUCUGCCUGCCUAUGGAUAUUGACAGCCCCAUGUCACAGCUCUAUGUUAUGUCUCUCCUUGUGCUCAAUGUCCUGGCCUUUGUGGUCAUCUGUGGCUGCUAUGCUCACAUCUACUUCACAGUGAGAAACCCCAACAUCGUGUCCUCCUCUAGUGACACCAAGAUCGCCAAACGCAUGGCCAUGCUCAUCUUCACGGACUUCCUCUGCAUGGCACCCAUCUCCUUCUUUGCCAUCUCUGCCUCCCUCAAGGUGCCCCUCAUCACGGUGUCCAAGUCAAAGAUCCUCCUGGUCCUGUUCUACCCCAUCAACUCCUGCGCCAACCCCUUCCUCUAUGCCAUCUUCACUAAGAACUUCCGCAGGGAUUUCUUCAUUUUGCUGAGCAAGUUUGGCUGCUAUGAAACUCAAGCCCAGACUUACAGGACAGAAACUUUAUCCACUGCCCACAACUCCCACCUGAGAAGUGGCCAUUAUCCUCCAGGUCUCAAGGUUACCAAUUACAUGCUUGGCCCUCGAAGCCACUUAGCCCAGAACUAA